AUGGCCAUGGACCACUCGAAUCUGAUGGCGGAAAUGGACAAACUGGCCAGCAUCAAGAUGAUGACUUUCCAGGUCACUGUCGGCGUCUUUUUCGCGCUGUCGGUGAUAUUAGUCAUCGCCAGAGCGGCAACCCGAUUACGAUCUCGCAGGGCAAUGACGCUAGACGACUACCUGGUGUUCUGGGGGUGCCUUUGUCUUAUAGCCGCCACUGCACUGACAUACGCCAAUUUCGAUAAUAUGUAUCUAACGCAGGCACUGUUCAAGGACCCCACAAUCAUCACUAGGGUGAAAAGCGAUGAACUGCUCAGGGUGACCAAGAUAGUCAACACGUUGCAGAUGGCCGACCUGGAAUUACUGUGGGCCGCGACUUUUGCGGUAAAGUUUUCCUUCUUGGCAUUCUUCCGACAGCUGAUCCAGUCGGUGGAUAAAAUCCAUCGAUACUACUGA
Messenger RNA from Mytilinidion resinicola, 447 nucleotides. RefSeq lists its product as uncharacterized. The transcript has 2 exons. NCBI's taxonomy places the organism in Eukaryota, Fungi, Ascomycota, Dothideomycetes, Mytilinidiales, Mytilinidiaceae. The record is from RefSeq and is a predicted model, not a curated record. Bases 1 to 447 code for a protein of 148 amino acids.